Messenger RNA from Colletotrichum gloeosporioides, 1041 nucleotides. RefSeq names its product Zinc-type alcohol dehydrogenase-like protein. Lineage: Eukaryota; Fungi; Ascomycota; Sordariomycetes; Glomerellales; Glomerellaceae. Bases 1 to 1041 code for a protein of 346 amino acids. The transcript is spliced from 2 exons. Gene Ontology annotation, molecular function: oxidoreductase activity. The record is from RefSeq and is a predicted model, not a curated record.
AUGGCGUCCCAACAAGUCUUCCGCUUGCCCCAGCGCAACUCCAUCCAGGACAUCCAACUUGUCACCGAGCCGAUUCCUACGCCAUCGUCCUACGAAGUCCUCAUCCGUAUUCGAAGUGUCGCCCUCAACUUCCGCGACUUCGCUGUUGCAACCGGAAAAUACCCCUUCCCCGUCAGAGACAAUGUUGUUCCUUGCUCCGACCUUGCCGGCGAUGUGAUGAAGGUUGGGCAACAGGUUGAUGGCUUUGCCGAGGGAGACAAGGUUGUGGCUGCUUUCGAUCUCAGCACUCUCUAUGGCCCGAUGAAAGAUUGGAACCAUAGCCUGGGAGGUGUUUUCGAUGGAGCCCUGAGGCAGUACAUCGUGCUGCCUACCUCAGCUCUGGUCAAGGUUCCAUCGGACUCGGAGCUAAGCUAUUCGGAGCUGUCGGCUUUGGUGUGCACUGGUUCUACUGUGUGGAACUCGCUGUAUGGCAACACCGUGCUGAAGCCGGGUCAGACCGUUCUAUGCCUCGGGACUGGUGGCGUGUCAAUUACCGGACUGAUGCUGGCCAAGGCCGCUGGAGCAACUACAAUCAUCACGUCUUCCUCUGACUCCAAACUGAAAUACGUCCAAGAGACCUACGGAGCCGACCAUGUGAUCAACUACAAGUCGAACCCUAACUGGUCUGAUGAGGUUCUUAAGAUCACCAAAGGCCAGGGAGCGGACUUCAUCCUCGAGAAUGGCGGCGCUGGAACGAUUGCCCAAAGCAUUAAUGCCGUCGCAUAUGGAGGAUCUAUCGCCGUAAUCGGCUUCCUGGCGUCUUGCCCCCAGGAUCAGAUGCCGGACGUGGCUGCCCUGGCUUUGUCUAAGGGAGCUGUUGUUCGUGGCAUCAUGGUCGGAUCUAGACAGCACCUGGAGGAGGUUACACGAUACGUGGUGGCUCGCGGAUUGAAGGUUCCCGUAGAGAAGGAAUUCGGAUUUGGGCGGGAUGAGGUGGUAGCUGCCUUUGAGUAUCUCUCAACUGGAGCACAUGUUGGCAAGGUUUGUAUCAAGGUUCAGUAA